AUGGAGCUCAAUGCGACCACUCGCGCUCUCUCUCAACCGCACAUUGUGCAGGCCAUCUGCAACGAGCUGCCCGACGACAGUCUUGCCGUCGCAGCUUGCAUCAACCACGACUUCUUCGUCUUUGCGACCGAGACGAAAUGGAACACAGAGCCGCCUCUCUGGGCUCUCCAGCAGCGCGUCCAGCUGAGCCGGCGGCAGCUGUACGCCUCCAAGGUGCGCAGCUUGGCCCUGGACGACAUGGCUAUGAGGAAAUAUCUCCACGCAUGUCGCAAGGUGCACUUUAGCGGUAUGAAGAAGCUGAUCCUCGAGCGGUACGGCGUUGAAUGGGUCAGCGACGACAGCAAGAUGAACUAUGGCUUUAUGCACCUGUACCUUCCCGAGCAGCUCGAAGCCCUAGUGCUGAGCGAGUGCAGCCCGACCAACCCGCUGCUUGGCGCAUUGGCGGAGAGAUGCCAUCGCCUUCGCUCGCUGCGACUCCCGGCUUACGCUCCCAGGUUCGAUUUUGAGGCGCUGGCCGCACUCAUGGCCGCCAACCCUCUGCUCGAAGAGCUGGACCUGCAUCCCCGCAUCUUCAGAAUCCGAGAAGUGUUGCCCACGCCGCUACUGCUGCAGUGCGCUCGCCAGAGGAAUCUGCGCUCCAUCAGGCUCCCCAGCACAAUGCAGGCGUCUGCGGAACAAUUUCGGCGGAUCGAGGCUGAAAUCUCAGAGCCCUUCCCGGCCCUGCAAAAACUGGCUUGGGCUGAUCUGCCCUCGAUCGCUCUCCCUUUGCUCAGCAAGUGGUGUCGCAACAUGUCUGAACUUCUCAUCAGUAUUCAUGACAAGGACGUGCCGGUUCUGGAGGCACUUUCUAACAUGACAAAACUCAAACAGGCGCGGCUUCAUGUCCCUCAGGAGAUGACAAUGUCCAGAUCGGAAAUCAUGGCAUUGACCUCGCUGCAACGACUCGAAGACUUUAGCUACACGGUGUACUCGUCGCGCAUGUCCACGACCGAGUUCUCUCUCACAGCAAACGAAUUCGAGAAAUGGAUUGCCCACUUCCCGGCCUUGAGGGAGUUCGAGAUGGAGGUGGACGUGCGACUGCCGCGUGGUUACGACAGCGCCCUGGCUACCCUCGCCCGCUGCUGUCCUCAUAUAGAGCGGCUCAAGUGGCCAACCCAUAUAGACUUUUCCGAGCUUGAUCUCGAGUCGCUGAGCACGCCUCUGUUUCCCAAUCUCCAGUUUCUUACCGUGUCAUUCGCGGCCACGGAUGUGUACGAAGAGAAAUUCCCCUAUAACUAUUCAAAGGAAGAGGUGGUCAAGGUCCUGUGCCAUCAUUUCCCCAAGCUUUUCCGAUUUACCAUACAGUCCCCAGAUGGAUGCGAGGGCGUCGAGAUCAUCAGAAAGGCGUUUCGCACCUACGAGGACAAGAAUACUCCCAAGAACUGGGAUCCCUGGGCUUGA
Messenger RNA from Cordyceps militaris CM01, 1440 nucleotides. RefSeq lists its product as uncharacterized. The record is from RefSeq and is a predicted model, not a curated record. Bases 1 to 1440 code for a protein of 479 amino acids. Lineage: Eukaryota; Fungi; Ascomycota; Sordariomycetes; Hypocreales; Cordycipitaceae. The transcript has 2 exons.